AUGAGGGAAAGAGAUCACUUUCUUACUAAAGCAAGAUCGAGUAAGUCUGAAUUGGACUGGAGUAAAUAUCGAAAUUUACGAAAUACGGUUACGCGAGAAAUACGAAAAGCAAAAGGCCGGUACUAUAGAAACCUAUUGGAGGAAAAUCUUGACAAACCAAGUAAAUUCUGGAAAGCCGUUAAAAAGCUUGUUCCAAACGAAAAGUCAUCUACCAAAGCUAGCACCAUCCGAAUUAAGUAUGAUGAUAAACUAACCGAAGACAAUUACACAACAGCUAACGCUUUCUGUAAUUUCUUUUGUAACCUGGCCAAACGAAUGAACAACGAAUUAAACGAUUGUUCCUGUACUCUAAAUAAUAUUAUUCACCAUGCCAGAUCUGUGAAUGUAUUUAAUUUUACUCCGGUGCUUCCCUCGUCUAUAUUAUGCCAUCUUAAAUCGAUUAAGGUAUGCAAAUCCAGUGGAAUUGACGCUAUCCCAGCAAAAUUACUACGAGACGCUGCAUCAGAAAUAUCUGUUUCCCUAACUGGUCUUAUUAAUCUAUCAUUAUUUCUUGGGAACAUCCCUGACGAAUGGAAAGUGGCGAAGGUGAUACCUAUUUACAAGUCCGGAACGCAUGAUAAUCCGGAGAAUUAUCGACCUAUUUCCAUCCUUCCAGUCCUUUCAAAGAUGUUGGAAAGAGAAGCGCAUACUCAGCUCUAUAGACAUAUUGAUAUUAAUAACCUACUUUCGCCAUUUCAAUGCGGCUUUCGCAAGAACUAUUCUUGUGAAACAACUGUUACUUAUUUUACCGAUAAAAUUAGAAAAAACGCAGAUAGUGGACUUUUAACUGGUGCAAUUUUUAUUGACAUUAAGAAGGCAUUCGACACGGUAAACCACGAGAAUUUACUGAGGAAAUUAUACAGAUUUGGUCUGGAAGAUAAAGAACUUGAUUGGUUUGAGAAUUACUUGACUACUCAGCGUGUCUCUAUCGAAGGUAUCUUGUCUAACUUUGGUGAAAUUACAGCUGGUGUACCACGACGAAGCUACAUGCCCAAUAAGGUUUACACUUACCUGCCUGUGCACCGAUGUAGGACCAGCAUCAUCUUCAGAGCUACUCUUCAGUGGACCUGA
Molecule: messenger RNA, 1110 nt
Organism: Paramuricea clavata
Lineage: Eukaryota; Metazoa; Cnidaria; Anthozoa; Malacalcyonacea; Plexauridae
Source: the annotation of a GenBank genome assembly